Molecule: messenger RNA, 2249 nt
Organism: Pteropus alecto (black flying fox)
Lineage: Eukaryota; Metazoa; Chordata; Mammalia; Chiroptera; Pteropodidae
Gene: SAP30
Product: Sin3A associated protein 30
Exons: 7
Coding region: 1366-2031 (221 amino acids)
Biological process (GO): regulation of DNA-templated transcription
Cellular component (GO): histone deacetylase complex
Molecular function (GO): protein binding; transcription coregulator activity
Source: RefSeq, a predicted model, not a curated record
UUCUAGGGGUUGGCGGCGGAGACAGGAUUUGCUGGCGCGGAGAUAUCAGAAGCAGCCUGCCCUACCCCUGCUCCGACCACUGUUCAGGUCCUGUUUCUCCUCUGCCCCAUCUAAAGAAUAAUAAAUGGGGAGAGACUGAGGAGCGUGCCCCGCAGACCGAUUGCACCGCUCCGCCUGUUGUCGCUGAAGUUGGGGUGGAAUCCAAGGAAGACAGGUUGAACGAAAUUGCCUGGGAAGGAUUCCAGCUGGCUUGGCUUGAAUCAUGUGCCCGCCCACUGAAACAACAUAGCUGAGUGCCAGUGAUUCACACGGAAAACAGGCGCACAUGUGUAUGCAGGCGACCUAAGAAACGUGGUUUAUUUCUCUCGGAACAGGCAAGGAUUUAGAAACGGCCAUCAGCUGAGGCAUUUGCGAGGCGGCCCUGUCCCAGUCCGGAGGUCGGGAUGGACGUUUUCCCCUAAGCAGACGCUCUUAAUAAUUUGGUGCGUCAAUGAAUGGACCUGCUCUCGUGCCGCGGAGUUAACUGCAGGACCUCUAGGACACGCAAAGCGCCAGCUCGCCUGAGUUUUCCUUGGUUUAGGUUUCCCACAAAAGCGUGGUCACACCAAAAACUCAUCACAGAUACGAAACAGGCCCCCAAACUUUUUUUCCCAGAACCUUUACUCCCCUCUUACCCCGCCCCCUGAGUUUUGCGCUUCGCCUGGUGAGUUGAGCGACCUCUUCGUCUAGAAAGCCAACUCUGCAAAAUCCCAGGAGCUAAAUACCUAUCAACCAACCAACCAACAUCCCUGCAGAGAUAAGCGAGAAAACAGCAACCCGGCCAACCACACGCCCCUGUUUUCCCCGGGCUUAAAAAAAAAAAAAAAAACCAGCCUGUUGCCGCGCGAUGCAUGCUAGGACGAGUAGUUCCUUCGACCCGCGAGGCGCAAUAUUAGGCCGCAGAUCUGGCAGACCUCCCCAGAAGAGUACUACAAUUCCCGUCGUGCCCUGCGGCAGAAUGGAAGGGGCGGAACCCGAGAGAGCGCGUCGCGCUUGCGUACAUCGUGGGGCCAGAGGGAGGAGGAGGUGCAGCGGUCCAACUGCUAAAGUCUCCAUGUGACAGCGAGCUGGGUUCCAGCUCCAGGCGCCGCUGGACUCUGGUUCCCGACCCCAAGCACUAGUCACUGUUCUGGAGCCCGCAGGCACGACCAGGCGGGGGACGUUUUUGUGUUUAGCUGUGCCGCAAGAGGACUUGGGGCGCAGAGUGAAUUGCCGCGGGGGCAGGUGCCUGAGGAACCCCGCUGAGACCCCGGCGUCUCCGAAAUUGGCGGAGCUGAGAGGCGAUCGGGGAUUUCUGUCAGCGUUGGCGCCAGCGAGCGUGGAGUCAUGAACGGCUUCACGCCUGAGGAGAUGAGCCGCGGCGGGGACGCGGCCGCUGCAGUGGCCGCCGUGGUCGCUGCCGCCGCCGCCGCCGCCGCGUCGACCGGGAACGGGGUCGGAGCGGGCGCCGGGGCUGAAGUGCCCGGCGCUGUCGCCGUCUCUGCAGCUGGGCCCCCAGGAGCGGCUGGGCCGGGCCCCGGACAACUGUGCUGUUUGCGGGAGGACGGUGAGCGGUGCGGCCGGGCGGCAGGCAACGCCAGCUUCAGCAAGAGGAUACAGAAGAGCAUCUCCCAGAAGAAGGUUAAGAUCGAGCUGGAUAAGAGCGUAAGGCAUCUUUACAUUUGUGAUUAUCAUAAAAACUUGAUUCAGAGUGUUCGAAACAGAAGAAAGAGAAAAGGGAGUGAUGAUGAUGGAGGAGAUUCACCUGUUCAAGAUAUUGAUACUCCAGAGGUCGAUUUAUACCAAUUACAAGUAAAUACACUUAGGAGAUACAAAAGACACUUCAAACUACCAACCAGACCAGGACUUAAUAAAGCACAACUUGUUGAGAUAGUUGGUUGCCACUUUAGGUCUAUUCCAGUGAAUGAAAAAGACACCUUAACAUAUUUCAUCUACUCAGUGAAGAAUGACAAGAACAAAUCAGAUCUCAAGGUUGAUAGUGGUGUUCACUAGGAGAGAUGGAAUUGAGACUAAGCCUUGUAUGUUCAGAUGUUAAGACUGUUUAUUGUUUUUCACAUGUAGAAAUAAAUGUUUCUUGUGUAUUUUUUCUACAGAGGAUUUUCUCUGGUUUUAUUUUGUUUGUUUCUGACUCUAAUAAUUAGCUGGAAACUCAUGUAAAAUGAGCUUUCCUAGAUUAACAAAUAUUUUAAAUAAAGGUUAAUACUAUUAUA